Molecule: messenger RNA, 1555 nt
Organism: Polistes dominula (European paper wasp)
Lineage: Eukaryota; Metazoa; Arthropoda; Insecta; Hymenoptera; Vespidae
Molecular function (GO): acyltransferase activity, transferring groups other than amino-acyl groups
Source: RefSeq, a predicted model, not a curated record
AAGAAGAAGAAGAAGAAAGGGAUCGAUAGAUCGCAAAGAGAAAAAAAAAAAUUAGAAAAAAAAAGAAAAAACCUUGAAGAUCAUUAAACACGUAUCUUCGAAUCUAUUUGACGUUCGCGUGCCGUCGGUGCUUCGUGGUGCUUCGGCUGCUUUAGUGUGGCACCUCCGUAGACCGUCCCCGCUCAUUCAGUAUGGAGUGCCCGCAAGCAGUUAAACAAGGCCGUAAUUUUCGUCUACUUACGGAGGACGAACAGCCGGAACUUCUUGACUACCUCGGAAAACAUUUACCCCUGUCGUUGAAGUUCCAUCAGACGCUGUUGACCUACAUGAAGGACAAAGUAUGGGAAUUCUAUUUUUAUGUGCCAAACGAGUGGCCGAACAUACAAAUAUGUCUACACUUCCCAGGAAUGACUCUGUCUCCACACGGUUUGUUGUACGAAAGCGUGGGUGUAUUCUGUCCUAACGAUCAUCUUGAACAACUGAAUCUGCUACGAGAUGAAGAUAUACUGAUCGACUGGUCAAGGCCACUUUAUAUUAAUUUCGUUCACAUAGACAUCGCUAAUAGAUUGGUUGAACUUUACAAGGAUAUUGGAAACGUUGAUAUGGUAACCGUUGAUGUCUGGGCUUGCGAGGAUUUAGAACUUUUAGAUCAAAGGGAAGAAACUGAGGAAGACAAUGAUCCUGAUGUACAAGUUUUACCACUUAAAGCGGAACACGCUGAAGGAAUUUAUGAAUUGUAUCCUGCUAAUGAUAUUGAAAGUCACGAGGUAUUUCUACGAUUGAUUAGAUCCUUACCUGCCGGUGGUGUAUUUUGCAAGGACAGUUUAGCAGCGUGGAUGGUACAAUCUUAUUACGGUGCUAUGUUCUCGAUGCAGACCAAACCAGAGUAUCGUAGGAAAGGUUAUGGGACAAAAUUAGCUAGGUACCUGACGAAACGUGUAGCCGAAAGGGGUUACAGUCCGUUCGUGGUAAUACGUCCGGAAAACGACGCCAGCCAGAGUUUGUACAAGAAAUUAGGUUUUAGGCAAUUAUUUCAAACAGUACGUAUGAUAUUUACACCAACCUCGUGGCAAGAAGAAAUUGAAAAUGAAGCUAGCAAUAUACUCAGGGAGAAUCUUGAAAAUGCUGUUAGACAAUUGAACGUUGAACAAAGGGUAAUAGCUGCAUUUCGUGGUGAUGAAGAGGAUAACAACAGUUUAACGUCCAUCGAGAUACAAGAGGUUGAGGGUGAAGAAACGAUAAGGGAAGGUGGUGGUGGUUCGGACUCUAACGAGGAUGCUGAAGUCGUCGUUGUUGUCGAGGAAUCGGAAGAUGAUAGUUUUGCUCGAGAGGAAGAAGUUUUAGAACCUAUUGAAGAACAAGAGGAAAGGAUAGAAACUGUUGAUAAAGAUGGAAAUAAUAUUAAUCAAAUUGAGGAAGCUUCUAAUGUUGAUGAUAAUAACACUAAUGAUAAAGAAGAUGAAAUCACGAUAUCUCAACAAACAGAAAUUGAAUCUGUUGUUUGUGAUUAAAACAAAACAAAAAAAAAGAUAGGAAAGAAACAAACAAAAAAACA